Bufo gargarizans (Asiatic toad) is the source of this 2078-nucleotide messenger RNA. It is a transcript of the gene MBIP, whose product is annotated as MAP3K12 binding inhibitory protein 1. The record is from RefSeq and is a predicted model, not a curated record. NCBI's taxonomy places the organism in Eukaryota, Metazoa, Chordata, Amphibia, Anura, Bufonidae. The coding region runs from base 156 to 1157 and encodes 333 amino acids. The transcript is spliced from 10 exons.
AGCAUGCUCAGUGUGACUGACGUUCUUCCUCACGUCUGCUUGCUCAGUGCUCUGCUGGGACCGCUCGCCCUUGUGCACUUUGUUUUGCACUUUUCUCAUGGUUGCAGCAUAUCAACAAUAACGCCCUCCAUCUACCAGAGCGAUCAGUUAAAGCCAUGAAAAGUGUUACGGUUGCCGCAGGGAAGCGAAGGGCUAAGGCGGAGGAUGUAGAAUUGCCACCUAUGGCAAGCUGCAAGGAGGGCGUGCGAGGGAUACUGAGAGCGCUGCAGAGCUGUGUGGGGAAGCUUCAGCAGCCUGAAGAUGCGGUGAAUAUGUCCAUAAACUGGGAAAAGAUCCAGUGCCUGCCUGAUGCCAAACCAGCAUUCCUGUGCGCUGUCCUUCAUCAGCACAUAUCUGAACUUCAGCCUCUUUUAGAUCAGCUUCAAACCCUUGUAAAUGGAAAGGAACAGAGUGCCGACCUACAGCACACCACAGAGGCUCCCUAUACUGUCGAUGUUGUGGAAGUGAAGGAGAACAUUAACGUAGGAUAUACUGGCACAAAACAUGCUCUAAAUAAAAACUUGGAAUGUCUACCAGAUCCUGCAGUUGUCCAGAUUCAGGCUGGAAAGUCAGAAAUCGACAGAAGGAUAUUGGCAUUCAUAGAGAGAAAGCAAGCAGAGAUCAAUGAAAACAACGUCCGGGAGUUCUGCAACGUUAUUGAUUGUAAUCAAGAAAACAGUUGUGCCAGAACCGAUGCCAUUUUCACUCCGUUUCCUGGAUCUAAGAGCCAUAUAAAAGUCUCCAGGGUUGUGAAUGCUUACGGACCUCAGACUAGAGCUGAUGGUUCCUCUUCCAGCUCACGGGCACAUUCUCUCCCACACGAGUGCGGGAACCAGGCUGUGGAGGAGAGGCUCCAAAAUAUUGAAUAUCACUUACAGCUAAACCCAGGAGGACCUGUGCCAAAAGACAUUUAUCAGAGAAUUAAAAAGUUAGAAGACCGAAUCUUGGAAUUAGAAGGAAUUUCCCCUGAGUAUUUUCAGUCCAUGGAGAUGCCGAGUAAGAGAAGAAAAUCGCAAACUUCACAGAACUACUCACUGGUGGAGCUUGACCAAAAAAUCAAUGCUCUCAGACAGUCCCUCUACAAAAAAGCAAAAGUUGAGUCGCUGGAGAAGAUGUAGUAGAGUCAUAUGGACUUUGGUCUGGAUAUUGCUGUCCUUGCCCCGGAGAAUUUUGGUUCCUCCAUUUGUCUACUUUUUUCUGUUGCUUCCAUCAUUCCACAUUUCCAGUGACAUUGGUCUCCUCUUCAGAGUCAUUGUAAUGAGAUGGAAAAUAUCCAGGUGAAGGCCAAAAUAAUCUUGUCAUAGCUGUAGCUGUCAUAGCUGUAGAAGACAUGUCUAAUGUAGACACUGAGCAAGGCACUGUUGUAAAUAAGUAUUUAUAUAUGGACACUUUUAGUUUUUUUCUUGGUUUUUGUUACAUGAUGUUUCUGCUUGGGUCUUCACCGGAUAGACAGUGAGACUAGACUCAGAGUGAUGAACAUAAUUUUUUUGGUUAAAUAUUCAAUUUCUGUAAAUCUUCCUAUCUCACUCAUGCUCUUGUGUAGAUGAGCUCCAAAUACCCUUUAUCAGCAUUUUUGGUGUUCUUGCAUGGUCACUGUUGUCACCGCCACUGACCUGGAUGUUUACAGCUUAAACUUCAUGGUUCGUCUGUUUCCGGCGCUCGUUCAGUUAUGGCUCCUCAUAGCCAAGUUAUCUUGGCAGUGUAAAUCUGCCUCCUACCUGCACUGUACGUGACGUCAAUGAUGAUGCCCUGUAUAUUGCCUGGAACGGAAGACAGAAUAUAGAUUCUGGGAUGGCAAAUAACAAAGUGCCAAAAACCCAACUAAGACUGCAGCGGCGAUAAAGGAACAAACGGUGUUUCAGAAGGGUAAGUAAUUUGUAAAUCCUCCUCCUAUCACAGGUUAAAUUGCCUCUAGUCCCGGAAAACCCCUUUAAGUUCCCAAGAGGUAUCUUAAAGGCUAUGUACAACUUGGGGGCAAUUUUGUUUUUAUUAUUGCAUUCUCAUUUUGAGCUAAAAAUCUUUCGUUUAUUUGGUCUUUA